AAAUGACCAAAUAAUUAAAACACGUCACGUGAAUUAUAUGAUCUCUCUCUACCUCCCUUUCUUCUUCUCCGAUCCGAUCUUCUCCUCUGUUUUUUGUUUGUUUUAAUUUUUUUUUUUUUACAUAAUAACAAAGAUCAAGAACAGAGACAGAGUUCUGUUUAAAACAAGAAUUAAACUGUCCCUGAUAUCUGCAUAACCAAACACACACGAAAAAAAGGAAAGAAAUAUGUCAUCAGGUUUCAGCGGCGACGAAACUGCUCCUUUUUUCGGCUUCCUUGGAGCCGCAGCUGCUCUCGUAUUCUCUUGUAUGGGAGCAGCAUAUGGAACAGCAAAGAGUGGAGUAGGAGUGGCAUCAAUGGGAGUGAUGAGACCAGAGCUAGUAAUGAAGUCAAUAGUACCAGUCGUUAUGGCUGGUGUUUUAGGAAUUUAUGGUUUAAUUAUAGCUGUUAUUAUUAGUACUGGUAUUAAUCCUAAGGCUAAAUCUUAUUAUCUUUUUGAUGGUUAUGCUCAUUUGUCUUCUGGUCUUGCUUGUGGUCUUGCUGGUUUAUCUGCUGGUAUGGCCAUUGGGAUUGUUGGUGAUGCUGGUGUUAGGGCCAACGCCCAGCAACCAAAGCUGUUUGUUGGGAUGAUUCUUAUCCUCAUCUUUGCUGAAGCACUUGCUCUGUAUGGUCUUAUUGUGGGAAUCAUUCUCUCAUCCCGAGCAGGCCAGUCACGUGCAGAAUAAGAAAAGGAUUAAUAGUUUCGCACAUAAUGGCCUUCAUUAAUCUAGUUAAAAAAAAUUGAAUUGUAUGUUAUGACUGGAAGUUGCCCAUAUUCUGCUUAAAUUGUUUGAUUUUAUUUGCUUUAAUAGCUAGGCUCUUGUAAAUUAGGAAACUGGGUAUUCUGCAGUCUAUACUACUUAUGAUGAUUAUUUUGGAAUGAUUCUACAUGCUGAUCAAUUGUUUUAGAAUGAUUCUGUAUAUUGAUCUAUAUAUUAUUUUGUUUCUAUU
Messenger RNA from Ricinus communis (castor bean), 989 nucleotides. RefSeq names its product V-type proton ATPase subunit c4. The record is from RefSeq and is a predicted model, not a curated record. Gene Ontology annotation, cellular component: proton-transporting V-type ATPase, V0 domain. Bases 227 to 724 code for a protein of 165 amino acids. Gene Ontology annotation, molecular function: proton-transporting ATPase activity, rotational mechanism. NCBI's taxonomy places the organism in Eukaryota, Viridiplantae, Streptophyta, Magnoliopsida, Malpighiales, Euphorbiaceae. The transcript has 3 exons. Gene Ontology annotation, biological process: proton transmembrane transport.